This is a messenger RNA of Rhodamnia argentea, 807 nucleotides long. RefSeq lists its product as uncharacterized. The coding region runs from base 1 to 807 and encodes 268 amino acids. NCBI's taxonomy places the organism in Eukaryota, Viridiplantae, Streptophyta, Magnoliopsida, Myrtales, Myrtaceae. The record is from RefSeq and is a predicted model, not a curated record. The transcript is spliced from 2 exons.
AUGAGCGACGUAACUAGGGGAACAAGGGGAGCUUCUAGCUCGAGAGCGCCCGCGAUAGAGGACCCGAGAGUAGAUGGAGUUCUUAGAGCCCUGGAGGAAAUUGGUAAUUUGAUGGGCGGACAAGCUCGGGAAAGAGCUGCUGCCGUAGCUCAGGCUGCAGAGGCUGCUGUGGCGCGCCAAUGUGCUCGGUUUGAUGGUGCUGGAGAUCCAGAGAUGGCACCUCGUUGGAUUGAGAAAUUGGAGAAGGCCUUUGAGGUUCUUGGGUGCACCGAUGAGGAGAAGGUGACCCCGGCGGCUUACCGGUUAGAGGGUACCGCAGAUGAUUGGUGGAAGGCCACCGGAGGAAGGAUAUUUCCCGAGGGCGCUGCUCUCACUUGGAUUGCCUUUACCGAGGCAUUUAACGGGAAGUAUUUCUCGGAGACCGCUCGGGAGCGGAAGUUGGUAGAGUUCCAACAACUUCGCGGGAACCAGUUAACGAUCGACCAAUAUGAGGCGGAGUUCGCUAGAUUGUCAAGGUACGCGCCGAGGAUGGUGGAGAACCCAAUAGACAAGGCGCGAAGAUUUAGGGAUGGAUCGAGACCUGACCUUCGCGAUCGGAUGAUUGCACCGAACCCGAGGACUUAUGAAGAGAUGUAUGAGAGAGGUCAAAUGAUUGAAAGAGACAUGAAGGAAAGGGCUGCCGCAUCUGGUUCGCGGUUCGCUCCUGUUAGAGACCGUCGUCGGUUUGGCAAGAGGCCAAUGGCGGACAACAGGCGCUUCGUCCCUCCACCCCGGAAGAGUAUUGGGAAGCCUAACCGUCGAGACUAG